AUGGGUGGUGGUAUUCCUUUUAAGAACCUCGGUCAUCUAACUGAUGGCACUCUGGUCCCUGGAAAUCCCGAUCACUAUCAUGGGGCACGUCCUGAGCAACUUGACAAGCAAAUACAAAUUGAACUCAGUCAUCAAAUUGUGCCCUCCACGCAGCAUGAUCUCCCUAUUGCGCCGAAUUUUUUCCUGGCAGUGAAAGGACCUGAUGGGUCGGCAUCAGUAGCCAAAAGACAAGCAUGCUAUGACGAUGCAUUAGGAGCAAGGGGACUGCACUCGCUUCAGACGUAUGGCAAAGAUGGACCUGAAUUUGACAACAAUGCUAUGAUUCUGAAGCCUUUUGAGAAGGUGCGACCUGGUAUCGGAAUGGCAGGGACCGGGCAUUGGGCAAAGGAGCAAAGGGACGAAGCAAUAAGCCGAGCAAACGAGAAAGCCACUCAGGAAGCCACUCAGGAUAUUGUUGAAUCCGGUGCUGCAAAUACGAGUUUCAGCACAGUUUGUGAAAUACCGAAUACUGAGUCAGUCGCAUCUAUCACUGAGCAGUCCUAUUUCUCGUUUAACGGCACAAACACAACAAGCACGCAUUCAUUACGAAAAGAUUGGGAUUUCUCACACUGAGUUUAUAACUGAUCCAAUGCCAGUUUGCUGUAAUGGAGUAAUUUAUGCGAUCCCAAAACAGUGCAUA
Molecule: messenger RNA, 679 nt
Organism: Talaromyces stipitatus ATCC 10500
Lineage: Eukaryota; Fungi; Ascomycota; Eurotiomycetes; Eurotiales; Trichocomaceae
Exons: 2
Coding region: 1-612 (203 amino acids)
Source: RefSeq, a predicted model, not a curated record